Molecule: messenger RNA, 1735 nt
Organism: Archocentrus centrarchus (flier cichlid)
Lineage: Eukaryota; Metazoa; Chordata; Actinopteri; Cichliformes; Cichlidae
Product: ribonuclease P protein subunit p25-like protein
Exons: 1
Coding region: 18-668 (216 amino acids)
Biological process (GO): tRNA 5'-leader removal
Cellular component (GO): ribonuclease MRP complex
Molecular function (GO): RNA binding
Source: RefSeq, a predicted model, not a curated record
UUUAACCCAGGGUUCAGAUGAACAGUUCAAAUAUAUACAGCAUUAUAAUGGAACAACAGCCCACUGCGUGUAGUUCCUCUGUCCAGAUGCCAUCGUCACUUCCAAGACCUGCUGGUGAGAACAACUUUAAGAGAAUCAGCCGCACAGAGGACAAUAAUCCCUUUCCGAUUCCAGGCUUGGCAGCAGACAUCCUGCACAUGCGUGUAAAAGAAGGAAGCAAGAUUCGCAAUUUACUGCAGUUUGCAGCAGCUCGCAUGCAAGGAGAGGGAAGCAACUCAAAUGGGACUUCACUACGACAGGUGCUCUUUACUGGCUCAGGCAGGGGAGUCACCAAGACUAUCACCUGUGUGGAGAUCCUAAAACGUAAAGUUGAGGGCCUACAUCAGGUGUCCAAACUCUACUACAAGACAGUGAAGGAGGUUUGGAAGAGUCCACAGCAGGGCGCUCCAGGUAUAACCAUGGAGCGGAGCGUUCCUGCCAUCUGUAUCCUGCUGUCUAAAGAUCCUCUGGAUCCCCAGGAGCCUGGAUAUCAGCCACCCCAAAUCAUCAGUGGUCCCACAGAGGAUGCAGAGAGGCGUAGGGGUCUGUUCAGAACGGCUCGUGCUCAUUCAUUCCAGCACACAGCCAAGAGACUCUGUCUGGAUGAUUCGAGUGUAUGUUUUCCCUAACUCUGACUACAUCAUGUGUAGUCAGUCAGAUUUAAUAGGGGAUUAUUUUAUCCUUUAUUUUAGCAGCAUAAAUGUUUCCUCGAGAAAAUAAUACAUCUGCAUUUCAGGGUUUUUAUUAUGGCGCUUAUGUGAGGCAUUUUGGUACUAAAGUAAACAUCUGUGUCUGCCUUCAAAAUGUAUGAUGUGUAAUUCAUGAAAAGGUGAAUACAAAUGGAAGUAUGAAUUUGUCUUUUGCAACACUUUGUUAUGAAAUGUAACACGUGUAUAAACUAUUAUUAGCAGAAAUGUAAGUAACAGAUUAUCAGUUACAGUGGGGGUAAUAAUUAUUUGAUCCCCUGCUGUAUUUGUAAGUUUGCUCACUUACAAAGAAAUGAAGUCUCUAAUUUUUGUGGUAGUUUAAUUUUAAGAGUAAUAAAUUGAUUUGCAUCUCAUUGAGUGUAAGUAUUCGAUCCCCUACAAAUCCAGCAGGACUCCUGAUCUCAACUCAUUAUGUGUGUGCAAACCUGGUGACCAACUACAAAAAACGUCUUAACACUGUGCGAGUCAACAAGGGUUCCUCCAUUAAGUACUAAGUCAUGUUUUGCUUGGGGAUCAAAUACUUAUUUCACUCAAUGACAUGCAAAUCAAUGUAUAACUUUUAUGUGAUGUGUUUUUUUUCUGGAUUUUUGGUUGAUAUUCUGUCUCUUGCCAUUAAAAUGAAACUACCAUAAAAUUAGAGACUGUUCAUUUCUUUGUAAGUGAGCAAACUUACAAAUUCACCAGGGGUGGGACAAAAAAUGAGUUCCCCCACUGUAUAUGCUGAUAAUGUUUUAGAUUUAAUUUUUCUAUAUUAGUAUUUUGUUUAUUUUUGAUGGAAUGAUGUAAAUUAAUCAACAGACUGUAAAUGUGCCCAAUUUUAACUGUUUUCCCCUGACAGAUACUAAAUAAGGUAUUAAAUCAUUAAAAAACAAAAAACAAAAUCUAAAGUGAGAGAGAGAGAUAAUAUAAAUUACUGAUGUUAGACACUACUGAACACUAUUAAAUGCUCCAAGGUGAUUCUGAUGCAAAAAAAAAAAAAAAAAAAAAAA